Fukomys damarensis (Damara mole-rat) is the source of this 2449-nucleotide messenger RNA. It is a transcript of the gene Krt78, whose product is annotated as keratin 78. NCBI's taxonomy places the organism in Eukaryota, Metazoa, Chordata, Mammalia, Rodentia, Bathyergidae. The transcript is spliced from 9 exons. Gene Ontology annotation, molecular function: structural constituent of skin epidermis. Gene Ontology annotation, biological process: keratinization; intermediate filament organization. Gene Ontology annotation, cellular component: keratin filament. The coding region runs from base 653 to 2233 and encodes 526 amino acids. The record is from RefSeq and is a predicted model, not a curated record.
UGACUGCUGGGUUGGGCGAGAGGAGGGACUUGGACACCCUGUUUUUCCAUGUCCAUUCCAAUUCCUGGAGUAUCUUUGAGCCUGUGAUGGUAACAGCAUCUCUGCUGUCCUCCUGGUCCAUGGUGCUGCACUGAGCCUUCCUCCUCUACCUCUCAGAGGGAGAACUUCCCUUUUGGGGCCUCAUUUUUCCCUGUCUGGCAUCUCUGAUGCCUCAGUGGAACCCCACCCCCUCUUCCUCUGCUCCUAGCAAACCUCCCCUCCUCCCCCACUUCCUCCUCCAGGACACCUUCCCUGAGAGGUCCUCAGUGUUCUUGCUCAGGGCUGUGCCUCCCCGCUGCCCCUUGCUGUGGUCCAGGACUCUAGAUGCUUCCUCGUCUUUGGGGCAGGUAGACCCAUCUCUUCUACCAGUUGGGUGCUCCCUGGACUGGGCCUGGGUCUCCUUCUCCUCUGGGCUCUACACAUGCCAGGCACCUGUUCCCCAGGUGUGUCAGAGUAAGUCAGCUGCACACAGUCAGGCCAAGAGCAUCCUGCUCUCCAAGGCCCAGCCCAGGUCUGGGAGGGGAUAAAAGUCUCGUGCAAGGGCCCCAGGGCAGGAACACAUACAUUGUCCAUCCGUCCAUCUGCCUGCUGCUGUGUACCUGCUGUGCCUGCCAUGUCUCUGUCCCCGUGCCGACCCCAGAGGGGCUUCAGUGCUCGUUCAGCUUCUUCUGCUCUCUCAGGGGGCCAUGGCAGGGGCAGCUUCAGAAGCAGGAGCCUCAUUUCCUUUGAGAGGUGCCAAGAAGGCUCUCGAGGAAGGGCUUGGGGGUCUCGGGGAAGGCUGGCUAUACGGUCUGGGAAAGGGAGUGGUGGGCCUGGGCUUUCCACGUGCCCUCCAGGGGGCAUCCAAGAAGUGACCAUCAACCAGAAUCUGCUGACUCCCCUGAAGAUUGAGAUCGACCCGCAGUUCCAAGUGGUGAAGACACGGGAGACCCAAGAGAUCCGAACUCUCAAUAACCAGUUUGCUUCCUUCAUUGACAAGGUACGGUUCCUAGAGCAGCAGAACCAAAUCCUAGAGACCAAGUGGCACCUGCUGCAGCAGCUGGAGGUGAGUGACAGUCCCCAGAGCCUGGAGUCUGUCUUCGAGGCCCUCCUGGCCCAGCUCAGGAAGCAGUUGGAGCAGCUGCAGAGAGAACGAGGGACUCUGGAUGCUGAGCUGACAACUUUCCAGAAACAGGAGGAGGAGUAUAAGGCCAAGUAUGAGCUGGAGGCCCACAGGCAUGCCACAGUGGAGAAUGACUUUGGUAUCCUCAAAAAGGAGGCAGAUGAGACUUUCCUCAGCAAGAUGGAGUUGGAAGGCAAGCUGGAGGCUCUGAGAGAAUUCUUCUGCUUCUUGACGCGUCUGUAUGAGGAAGAACGGAGUCAGCUGCAGACACAGGCGAGCGACACAUCUGUGGUGCUGUCCAUGGACAACAACUGCUGCCUGGACUUUAGUGACAUCAUCGCUGAGGUCCGUGCCCGGUAUGAGGAGAUUGCUUCGACCAGCAAAGCCGAGGCUGAGGCCCUGUACCAGAACAAGUACCAGGAGCUUCAGUCAUCAGCCCAACUUCAUGGGGACAACAUGAAGGAAACCAAGAUCCAGAUCUCCCAGCUGCAGCAUGCCAUCCAGACAUUACAGAGUCAGAUCGACAGCCUCAAGGGCCAGAAUGCCAACCUGCAGUCAGCCAUCGGUGAUACCGAGCAGCGUGGAGAGCUGGCCCUCAAGGAUGCCAAGAGCAAGCUAGAUGAGCUUGAGGGUGCUUUGAGAAUGGCCAGGAAGGACAUGGCCAGGCUGCUGCGAGACUACCAGGAGCUCAUGAGCACGAAGCUGUCCCUGGAUGUGGAGAUCGCCAUGUACCGCAGGCUGCUGGAGGGCGAGGAGUGCAGGUGGGACGGCUUGGACAGAUCUGGGAUAUCUGGGGAGUGCACCAGUCAGGUCACUAUCUCCACAACGGGAGGCAGUGACAUUGUGCCUGGAGGAGCUGGUGGCAGCCAAGGGGGCACUUGUAGAUUCAGAGGUGGGAAAGGCCGCUUUGGAUCCGGCUGCUCCAGUGUCGUGACUGGAGGCUUCGGCAACACGCUGGGUUCUGGUCAAGGCCCUGCUUUGGGCUCCUGCUCCGUGUCUGGCUCUGGCUUCAGCUCUAGCUCCAGCUGCAGCCACCAUACCAUCCUGAAGGAGACAGUGGAGUCAAGCCUGAAGACAUCCACCACAUACUGAGUGGCCUGGUGGCCACCUCCUUCCUGGACCCAUCAGCCCUCUCCUACCCCGUCCUCCAGCUCUACAUAGCCAGCCCUGAAUCGCUGCUCACCUCCCAAGCCAGCCCAAGAGGAUUCUGAGAAAGUCAAUAAAGUCCCACCCACCUGCUGUCCUGAGCACCUGGGCCUGUUGUUCUUACUCGGCUGGGGAUUUGCAUCUCAUUUAUGUGCUGUCCGC